GGGUAGGGCGGCUGGGGGGCUGACCACGGCAAGUGGAUGUCAGAGUACGACCAGUACUGAGAGGGCACUUACUCUAAACCCCAUCCCAUCCGCAGAUGGGGACACCGGGGCCCAGGAAGAGGACGGGACUUGCCCAAGGUCCCAGGGCUGGGGAGGCCGAUCCCACCUGAACCCUGGUUUAGCGCCCCCUGGCGGGCCGGGGGCUCCCAGAAGCGAGGGUGCCCUGACCCGCGAGGCGCAGGCUGAGGGUGACCCAGCGGCCCGCGCGGCUGUCCCAGACACUGUGACACUGGACAGGAAUAAUCCGUCAGGACCCAGAGGCCCAGGCCAGGAGCCGCCUCCCCCCAGCGACGUGCUGGGGCGGCGAAGGAAGAAGCCCAGGCCCACCGGGGCCGCUCGAAAAGAGCCGAACGAGAGUAGCUUGGAGGCCUGGGUCCCUGUGCGCUGUGACCCAGGUGGCCCUCCUCGCACAGGGCGCGUUGGGCUGAACACAGAUCCCCUGCUGCGGCGUGCGCGCAGGACGAGGGACGGCGGCCGGGCGCGCGGCUGGACUUCGGCGCGGCUUCCCCAGGGUGCGACCCCCCGGCGCGCCCGCCGCGCGAGGAUGAGGGCGCGGCCGCAGGUCUGCCAGGCGCUGCUCUUCGCCCUGGCGCUCCAGACCAGCGUGUGCUAUGGCAUCAAGUGGCUGGCGCUGUCCAAGACCCCGGCGGCCCUGGCGCUGAACCAGACGCAGCACUGCAAGCAGCUGGAGGGCCUGGUGUCUGCGCAGGUGCAGCUGUGCCGCAGCAACCUGGAGCUCAUGCACACUGUCGUGCACGCCGCCCGCGAGGUCAUGAAGGCCUGCCGCAGGGCCUUCGCCGACAUGCGCUGGAACUGCUCCUCCAUCGAGCUCGCCCCCAACUACCUGCUUGACCUGGAGAGAGGGACCCGGGAGUCAGCCUUCGUGUAUGCGCUGUCGGCGGCCGCCAUCAGCCACGCCAUCGCCCGGGCCUGCACCUCCGGCGACCUGCCCGGCUGCUCCUGCGGCCCCGUCCCAGGUGAGCCACCCGGGCCCGGGAACCGCUGGGGAGGAUGUGCGGACAACCUCAGCUACGGGCUCCUCAUGGGGGCCAAGUUUUCCGAUGCUCCUAUGAAGGUGAAAAAAACAGGAUCCCAAGCCAAUAAACUGAUGCGUCUACACAACAGUGAAGUGGGGAGACAGGCUCUGCGCGCCUCUCUGGAGAUGAAGUGUAAGUGCCACGGGGUGUCUGGCUCCUGCUCCAUCCGCACCUGCUGGAAGGGGCUGCAGGAGCUUCAGGAUGUGGCCUCAGACCUCAAGACCCGCUACCUGUCGGCCACCAAGGUAGUACACCGACCCAUGGGCACCCGCAAGCACCUGGUGCCCAAGGACCUGGACAUCCGGCCUGUGAAGGACUCGGAGCUGGUCUAUCUGCAGAGCUCCCCUGACUUCUGCAUGAAGAACGAGAAAGUGGGCUCCCACGGGACGCAGGACAGGCAGUGCAACAAGACAUCACAAGGCAGUGACAGCUGCGACCUCAUGUGCUGUGGACGCGGCUACAACCCCUACACCGACCGCGUCGUGGAGCGGUGCCACUGCAAGUACCACUGGUGCUGCUACGUCACCUGCCGCAGGUGCGAGCGCACCGUGGAGCGCUACGUCUGCAAGUGAGGCCACGUCCCUCUUGGGGCCCCGGGAGGCCAGUCCAGGGCCCUGGCGCCACCCCGCGGACUCUGGCUUGUGAUGCCAGUGCGUGGAAGGAGGCGAGGCAUGCGCUUCGCUUCCACUUGGAAGCCACCCGGCGCCGAAGGCCCGGCCACCCGGGGAAGGAGGGCCAGGACAUCAAAGGAAGCCGACAAGAUUAAAAAUAACCUGGCAGCCCAAGGCCCCGGAGGGCCCACUUGCUGCCUUCCAGGCGAGUCUAAAACGCCAAGGGCGUGGGUUUGGCAAGACUGCUAUGGACCCGACCUUUCACAGCCAGAGACACCAGCCUCCUGGGGAGUGACGGGAGGGGUCGGCCUGCCCUCCCCAGAAUGUUCUGCAGGCCUAGCCCUCGAGACCCACCCCCCCACGCACCCCCAGAGUCCGUGCCUGCUGGGCCCACCACAUGGAACCACUAGCUUGGGUUGUAAAUGUUUCUAUGUUUUGUUUUUGUUUUUGUUUUUUUUUCUUUCUCUGGGAUAUGGGAGCUACAGAAAUAUUUAUAAAACAUAGCUUUUUUCUUUGGGGUGGCUGGCCUCAAUUCUUCUUUAUAUAUUUUAUAUAUAUAAAUAUAUAUAUAUGAUGAUGAUCUAUAUUUUAAACAAGCUUUUUAAACAGCUGUAUGAAAUAAAUGCUGGGAACCCCAGCCUGCCCCUGCA
Messenger RNA from Sus scrofa (pig), 2358 nucleotides. RefSeq names its product Wnt family member 11 (gene WNT11). Gene Ontology annotation, molecular function: frizzled binding; cytokine activity. NCBI's taxonomy places the organism in Eukaryota, Metazoa, Chordata, Mammalia, Artiodactyla, Suidae. Gene Ontology annotation, biological process: cell fate commitment; multicellular organism development; canonical Wnt signaling pathway. Gene Ontology annotation, cellular component: extracellular region. The record is from RefSeq and is a predicted model, not a curated record.